CAAAACAAGACAGGAUGUUUAAUGUGCUUCUGUUUAACCUGAACCACCAAUAUGUGUCACACUCAGUUAUUAUUACAAAGGAUGACUAAAAAUAAAACUACCAUUUAAAAUGUCUUUGUGUUUAUUGUGGCUUUUGACUUUAUUCUACUAUUUUUAUUAUCACGUCUACUUGUUUUGUAGCUUAAAAGAUGUCCUACUGCACAUAGAGUCACUGUCUUCUACAUAAAGGAAAUCACAUGACAGAUGCAGUGACAGAGGCAGCCUUUCACUUGCUUUGACUUUAGUCAUCACACAGCAGCAAUGGGUUCUAUAAAGUUGAGUGAGGAAUAUCUGAAAGUUCAAGAUGUUUUUAGACACAAUGCGUUGGUGAUCAUAAAUCAAAUGUUGGCUUGGUCGAAAAGCACUCAAGGAAGCAAACACCUAGUGGAUGAGAUGCUUCACAGCAUUUUCUUCCUUGGAGGAAUCAAUACACCAAAAUAUGAACCUAAAGAUAUUAUUGAUAAUGAGGUGAUGCUGGAGAGGUUGAAGAGGAGAUACCCCCGGCCGCUAUUGUGUUAUAGUUCUCAGCUUCCCAUGCGAAGUCCAUUCUCCUGUGUGCUGGAUAUGAUUGUCCUGCAAGAAGGACAGGACCAAGUGGACACAAUAAAGAACCGUCUGCAAGAAUUCGUCGGCCUUCUGAAACCAGGCUUCCUGGUCUCCUCCACCUUGUGUGUUACCACCUGUAAGAAAUCCAACAGCAACUACUAUGGAGUGUCCAUGUCUACUGAAAAAAUUCCUUAUGCUGGGAAAAUCAUGAUCGCUGCAUCCUGCUUGAGUGCUUGGGAAGAAUAUGUGGCUGGUGCAGUGAUGACCUACUAUCCAAAGGUGCACCAAGAAAAGCCAGAAAAGAACACCAAUAAACAUAAAAAGAAGUCAUGUUUUGAUGGAACCAUUCAACUUCCUCCACACCUGGUCACAUGUCAGGCAUCUAACAUCAGGAAUCAAAAGGACAUGAAUCCUUGCACACUGUGUGAGAAUUUGUUUGGUCUCUCCAAGAAGAAAGCAAAGAGAAAAGAAAAAAAGGAAAGAAUAGAAGCGUCGUGGCUGUACGGCCACUGUGCUGAAGCUGAGAGUGUGAGCAACUUGCUUAAAGAGGAGAAAGAUGUUAAAGAGGCAGCAAAACCAACAUCUUCCUCGUACACAGCAGAGAACAGAGAGAGGGCUGAAGACAGUGUUCGCAGGGCGCUCAGGCAGCUGCUGAGGGAGGUAAAGUAUCAGAAGGAGUUUUACGAACCACAAAACUGAGCUGAUCGGGUGGGACUUCACUGUACUUAUUGAUUACUGUAGUGUACUUAUUGCUUUAUGCUCAAACUGUGCUUAUAACAAUAUAUUCAUAGCUUUAACUGUGUGUUGUUAUUUACAAUUAAAGAAAUGUACUGUGUGCACAAAACUCAGUUGACUACUGUAUACUGGUAAACAUAUACUAUAAAUAUCAGUCAACAAUAUAUACUAUAUAAUAUAACAAUAUAUCUAUACAACAAAUGACAAAGACAUUCAGAUGCCAGAAUAAUGACAGUCGAUUUAGACAUUGACAACACAUUGACUGAAAUGAUUAACACUAAUAUUUUUGACAGGUCAGUGUCAGAAGUUACUCUGGAAGGUCUGCAGAUUAACUGCUAGAGGAUUUUAAUUAUUUUUUAAUUAAGAUUUUAAUUAUUUAAUUAUUAUUAACAGUCCUUGGUUUGAUUUACACAUCCCCCAGGUGCUUUUCUGUCUAAGUUUUUAUGCUCUCCCCGUGUCUAGAGGAGUUUUCUCUGGAUGCUCCAGUUUCCUCCCACAGCAUUAGUAUUGACUGGGGAGUGGGUGCCUAUACGCAUGAGAGUCAGUGGUUGCCUCUUUAAUUAGAGUACACAGAACUAACAUUUUCAUCGUAAACAUAUUACAGAAGCAAAUAAAUACUUGUCCUGUG
Messenger RNA from Betta splendens (Siamese fighting fish), 1948 nucleotides. RefSeq lists its product as uncharacterized. The record is from RefSeq and is a predicted model, not a curated record. Lineage: Eukaryota; Metazoa; Chordata; Actinopteri; Anabantiformes; Osphronemidae. Bases 301 to 1284 code for a protein of 327 amino acids. The transcript is spliced from 5 exons.